AUGAAGCAGGGAGCGUGCUGGUAUUGGGAAAAAUAUCAUUCUCCUCCGUCCAUGGGUCGUUUGCGGCAAAAAGGAAAGGCUGGCGCAGCGAAGGCAUACGUUACUCGCUCGGCGGCCAUUAAAAAGCUUCAGUGCUCUCUAGCGGAUUUCCGUCGGCUAUGCAUCCUCAAGGGUAUCUUCCCCCGGGAACCCAAAAGCAGGAAGCGGGCUAACAAGGGAUCGUCCGCCCCGACAUCCUUCUACUACGCCAAAGACAUCGCCUACCUUGCCCAUGAACCAGUAUUGAAAAAAUUGCGAGAACACAAGGCUUUCGCCAAAAAACUUUCUCGAGCACUGGGACGGGGAGAGUGGGGAGACGCGAAGACAUUGGAGGAGAACAAGCCGGUGUACAGAUUGGACCAUAUCAUCAAGGAGCGAUAUCCAACCUUCAUCGACGCCGUCCGGGACAUCGACGAUGCGCUUUGCAUGGCCUUCUUGUUUGCUUCAUUACCUUCCAAUCCUCGACUGCCUGCAUCUCUGACGGAGAACUGUGCUCGUCUCGCUGCAGAGUGGCAGCUGUACGUGAUGCACACACGAUCGCUGCGCAAAGUUUUCCUUUCCAUUAAGGGUGUGUAUUACCAGGCGGAAGUCUGUGAUCAGACCGUAACAUGGCUUGUGCCCUAUCAAUUUACCCAGACUAUCCCUUCAGAUGUGGACGUUCGUGUCAUGCUCACAUUCCUCGAGCUCUACCAAACCCUUCUCGGCUUCGUAUGCUUCAAGCUGUAUACCGAUGUUGGUCUCGUCUACCCGCCCCCCUUGGACAAUACCAAGGACGAAACUGGAGCCGGGGUCGGUGCUUUCAAUCUGCAAAACGCGGGUCAGGUGACUGCGCCAUCGGUUUCGAAGACCAAGGUCGUCGAGGUCGAGGGCCGCAAGAUCUCGAGCAAGGAUGUCCGUCAGGCAAUCAAGAGCAUGGCUGGUGCAGAGACAGAUGAGGCGGAGGACACCAUUCCCGAUGCGAAUGAAAUGGAUGUGGAUGAAGCUGACGAGGAGUUCGUACCCCAACAAUCCACAUCGGAGCCCCAGACGACAGCCCCGUUACCGACUCUGAAGGCAUUGGAGGCUCUCCCUCAAAGCCUGACGACGUCACUCUUCUCCCCAUACUCGUUUUGGCUUUCAAGGGAAACGUCAAGGCCAAUCUUCGAAUUUCUCAUCCGUUCGUUUGGUGGCCGAAUAGGCUGGCCUUCAUCCUCUGGCAGCGGCUCUCCCUUCGACGAGUCAGACGAGUCGAUCACCCACGUCAUCAUCGACCGACCUGUGGUUGAAAGGACAAAUGAGACCGCAGAAGAGCGGGAGCGACGGCUGAGGAGAAAAUACGUCCAGCCCCAGUGGGUUGUCGAUUGCAUCAAUGCUGGGAAGAUCCUGCUCGAGGAACCCUAUUUGCAGGGCAGCACGCUGCCCCCUCACCUGAGUCCCUUUGGGGAGUACCAGGGCGCGUAUGAUCCGAGCUCUGCUGCCGCUGUCGGUGUCGAGGAGGACCUCGAGAGUGAGGUUGAAGAUGAUGCCGUCAUGGAGGAGGACGAAGAUCAGAGUGCUGAGAAGUCAGCCUUACGCGCAGCUGCCGCUGCCACGGACGACGCAGCUCUUCGUGCAGCCGAACUCGCGGCUGAGGCUGCCGGCGUCGACUACGGCGAUUUCGAGAAGGAGGUCCGCAAGUCCCGCAAGAAGACAAGUGCGCCCAAGGAGACUGGCGACGAAGCUGAGAAGGACAUGAACAAGAUGAUGAUGAGCAACAAACAAAAGAAGCUGUACGAGAAGAUGAAGUACAGUCAGAACAAGAAAACAGCUGAGCGUACAAAUCUGGAGGAAAAGAAGCGCAAGUUAGUGAAGAACGCGCGGCGGGAGGCCAAAGCAGGCUAGAUACAGUAGACUUGUCGUAUUCCUCCAUUCAUUCUCUCGCUGUGGUGGCCGUGCCUGAGACUGGAACCGGCAGCCGUCUGACGUAUCUGGACUGACGAAUGCGGUAACUUUGAUGCCACCGCUUGUCAGGCUACUGCCGUUCCUGGUCUGCCACUUCCUUGCUUGUCUACUGCAUGGGUCGUUUCUCUCUCGGGCAGGGCAACGCUCAAGAUACUCCUCCACCGUACAAGGACGCUUCGCCCCCGCUCCUUGUGACCGAAACAACGACGACGACUCAAGUCCUGACGACGACAACUACCCAUACCACUCAUUUCUUUUCGCUCCCGCUCUGGAAGAAGCGACCAUUAGCGGCGAGCUCCUCGUCCCCAACGAAUAGGGACAGCGUGGACCGCAGACCGACGGAGGAUGGAAGGCUGCGGCGAGAGCGCUUUCGGAGAAAGAUCUUCCUCCCACCCCUCCAGAGGAUCCAUUUGUGCCCGAUACACCGAGACCCCGCAACGACUCGGCCCAUUCAUACCGUGACGACUCGCCUGUACCCUCCCUAUCCGCAAGCAUCAGUUCCAGGAAGUCCCUCGCUUCAUCGCAACCAACCGCGAUCCUUGCGCGAGCAUCAUUUGGCCUUGGUCUCCCUCAUGCGUUGCGCGACCCAUCGUCCUCGGCGUCCUCGGCAACCUCCGACAUUAACACCGUCGCAUUCCUUACGCCACCUGAAAUGGACUCGCGUCGGAGGUCUAUACAGACUCCACGCCGUGCCAAAAGCUCAACUAAGCUUCGGGCGAUGUCGUCUCUAUAUGAGCCGGGGAUGGAGUUGGAGGGAUCGCACUCGGAGGGUGCAAAAGGCCGGAUUCGCGGUGUUUCACUGGGCAAUACCGCAAUUCUGAAUUCGGGCUACCCUGAUAUCAAGGGCAAAGGGAAGGAAGUAGAGGAAGCGGCCCCGUCCCCGAUGCCCAAGCCAGCGCUCGUCCGAAGAGCCUCCUUCUGGUCGCGCAAGAAGUCUACUCCUGCAGAUACCGCGCUACCGGCCCAUGUAGAGCAGCUGUACCUGCAGCCCUCGCCGCCUCCGACAUUGCCUUCCGUUUCACCGCUGAGCCCGUUUACGUUUGACGAUUUACAUAUGACAUCGUCAUCUUCUCGCACUAAGCAUUCUCGCGGGCUAUCGAGAAGCCACUCCGAGCGGUCCAAUGUCAUGGCACAGCCUUCUCCGAUGACAGAAAUGGCGCAACCGAUCCUGCGCAAGCCAUCGCGCCGACCGGCUACAGCGGACCCGUCCACUCGCAGCCCGACUACCUUGUUGAACUCUAUACCGUCGCAACCACCUCCACUUCCACCACAACCUGAUUCGUCGACGCUGUCUCCCGGGCCCAGUCGCCGCCCGCGCUCUCAGACGAAUCCUCCGUUACUUCACAGAUUGUCGCUGAAUCUAUUUUCCUCAUCAAACUCGCCGUCCGCGCUGCCCCAGAGCCCCUUACACGAUUCACCGAUCAGCUCACCCAUGGACUCUCCUCGGGCUUCUUUGCACAAGCCUGUCGUGAUUCCAAAACCAGAAACAGAACACGAGUCUCCCGAGAUCUAUCUCAAUCGUUUACUGCAAGCGGUCAGCAAGGCCGAAGUGGCCGGGAUCCUGGCGUCGAGUCCCGAUCCUUUCUAUGCCCAAGCGCUCCGGGCGUACAUAGGUCAUUUUGCUUUUGCUGAGGACCCGCUUGACAUCGCUCUACGCAAGCUGCUGAUGCACGUCGGACUUCCUCGGGAGACGCAGCAGAUCGACCGAGUGAUGGAAGCUUUUGCUAGUCGGUACCGCGAAUGCAACCCGAAUCUCUUCACCUCGGAAGACCAUCCCUACAUCCUCGCGUUCAGUCUGAUCAUGCUCCAUACCGAUGCCUUCAACAAAUCUAACAAGCGAAAGAUGACCAAAGCCGACUAUAUCAAGAAUACCAAACUUCCCGGCAUCCAUGCCGAGGUCCUCGAUGUUAGUGCAUGCUUUCUCGCAUAGCGAAACGCCGUGCUCAUCCGAACGUAGUGCUUUUACGACAACAUAGUUGUUACGCCAUUCAUUUUCAUCGAGGAUCCUUUGGAUGUCAACGGACAACGCGGGAUUCUGUCCGAUGGCACGCCGACUCGCAGCCAUUCCAUGGGCCACCCCCUUUCUGUCUCGUCAUCUGGCUCGCUCCUCCUCUCCAAAUCCAACAAAGUCGACCCAUAUUAUCUCAUUGCUAAUAAUCUGCUCGGUCCACUGCGCGUUGACGUCGAGUCUUACAUCCCUCGGGAGAAUCCAUAUCUAUUCCGAGGAACGGCUGGUCGCUGGGACGAGCAAGAGCUGCAACUCGCUUUUGCGAAAGCGAGUGUGAUCGAACUUGGCACGGAGAUCAACAUCAGGAGCACUGGAAUGCUGAACCUUGGCCCUGCUGGUACGGUUUCGCCGACACCGUUAUCUGUGUAUUCGGAUAUCUCGGUGCCUUCGAACGAGAUUUCGACACUGCGGGUAACCAAAGUUGGUGUUCUUCACCGGAAGGAUGACACGCUGGAAGGCGGCAAGAAGUCUGCCAACCGCAAGUGGAAGUCUUGGAGUGUCAUCCUCACCGGGUCGCAGCUGCUCUUCUUUCGCGAUCCAGCCUGGGCAGUGGGGCUUCUGGCACAAGCGCAGUCACCCCACUCUCCCGAGACGCAGUUCAUAUAUCCUCAGACCGCUUUCAAGCCCGACGAGUUGAUGUCUGUGAAAGAUGCGAUCGCCGUGUUUGACAAGUCCUAUGUCAAACAUGACCAUACUCUCCGGCUGGUCAUGGCCGAGGGACGUCAAUUUAUGCUUCAGGCUGCAGAUGACCGAGAAAUGAACGAGUGGAUUUCACGCAUAAACUAUGCGAGCGCAUUCAAGACUGCGGGUGUGCGCAUGCGUCCCUUGGCGAUGACUGGGAAAGAUGUGCAUCUCACGGGAGUUGCAGCCGCCACAUCACAUCUCCAUGACUUGCAGCAUGCGCAAACAGCAGCUCAUCGGUCUCGUAUGUGGGACAGCCAAACCACGCCUCGCGAGCUGAUGGACAUGAUGUCUGAAGUACCCUCGCCCACCAAACAGCGGCCCAUUCCUCGUCGGCGCUUGACCAUAGCCAGCAUCGACGAAGUCGAUCUCGACGUUCCAACGGCCCCGGAAGUGGAUGGCGCAGAUCAAUUCAAGGCGACUUUUGAUCAAGUCAAAGCUGCCCUCGCUGCGGGCAAAUGGGCCGACACCGACUCGCCCACGUUCGAGGACUUUUCGCCGUCCUCGUCACCCAGCAUAUCUAGACUACCGUCCCGGUCGCACAUCAUCCAGACCAAAAUCCGAGAUCUAGAUGCUAAAAUGUCAGCCACGCAAACUCAGCUGGACUCGGACCUGCGAUUUGUUCGCAAUAUUGGCACACUCACGCCGUUCCAGCGGUCAACCCGGGAUAGAUUGGUCAUCUCGGUGCAGAACAUGGCUAAACGUGUCAUGCAGGGCCGGCUCGAGCUCGCGAAGCUGACCUGUCACCGGCAGGUGUUGGCGAGUGAUCUCACUGCCGAGAGUCAGGACUGGAAUCAGGCGAGAAAACUUGCCUUGAAGGCCGCCACGGAAACUCUCCAGAUUCGCAACAGCGGUGAUGAACCUACGGACGAGACUGAGCCCGAAGCCGGCCAUCGCCGGUCGCUGGCAUCCUCCCAUCGACCGGACUCCACGGCCGACUCUUUCCAUUCUGCACUCGACUUUAAUGAUGAAGUGGCGUCCCCCGCUUCUUGGCCGCCAACAUGCGGAUCGACACGACGUCAAGCUCGCCGCGCAGCAGCGCAGCCUCCGCCAAUUCACUCUCCUUUUUCGAUGCCUCUUCUCCCGAUACCAGUCGGGUUUCGCUCUCUGCUGGGCCAGCCGACAGUCCGCAAGAAGCCUCCGGCUCGCACGAAAAGUUUUACACAGCCCUCGAAAGCCCAGAAGCGGCUGAGGAAUGGGACCAGACGAGAUGCGCCCAGCGCGUCUCUCUCGUGCGCGUGCCUUCGGACUUUCGCAUACGCUAUCAAAAAAGACCCCCUAAUCCAUAACCUAUCGUUUUAUAAUCCUAUCGUUAUUGCAUGUAUCCAUCCACCUUGUUUGUACAGAGGCAUUUGACACGCUAAGCACCCUCAAUAAGGCUGGCGCACGUGACCGUUCUCGACAUGAUGUCGGACACUUCCUCCAGGAAAAGAUCCAAGUGGGACGAAGAUGAUGACGAGCCUCCAGUCGCUAGCCCACCCCCAUUGAAACGGCGCACGAAACACAAGGCAACUUCUCACGCCGAAGCUCAGACGCGAUCUCAGACCCCUUCUACCUCGACUGUCCGUCCCAACCCAGUUCUUUCGACACACAGUCGCUUUGUACCGCCACGCACCCACCAUCCUCCCAUAGCACCGUCCCGGUCCGUAUAUUGCUACGAGCGACUGAAUCAGAUCGAGGAGGGCUCGUAUGGGGUGGUGUUCCGGGCACGGGAUAAACAGACGGGGGACAUCGUCGCGUUGAAGAAGCUGAAGCUGGACGAGGAAAAGAGCGGGUUCCCCAUCACGGCUCUGCGCGAAGUGAACGCCCUCAUGUCGUGUCGGCACGAGAACGUCGUCGGGAUACGGGAGGUCGUGGUCGGUGACACCCUCACGCAAGUUUUCGUGGUGAUGGACUUCAUAGAGCACGACCUCAAGUCCUUGCUCACCCAGAUGCCUGCGCCAUUCCUCCAAUCUGAAAUCAAGACGCUCUUGAUGCAGCUGUUAUCUGCUGUCGCACACUGUCAUGAUAACUGGAUAUUGCACCGGGAUUUGAAGACGAGCAAUUUGUUGAUGAACAACCGUGGCACGAUCAAAGUCGCGGAUUUCGGUCUGGCGCGGCGGUAUGGAGAUCCCGUCGGUGUAGGAGGAAUGACCCAGCUGGUGGUCACGCUGUGGUACAGGGCUCCAGAAAUACUUUGGGCGCGACGACCUAUUCUACGGCCGUCGAUAUGUGGUCUGUUGGGUGCAUCUUCGCUGAAUUGAUCUUGAAGGAGCCUUUAUUCCAAGCUAAAGGGGAGAUCGAAUUGCUUUCUAUGAUAUUCAAGCUUCUGGGUCCCCCAACGUCCGAUUCCUGGCCCGAGUACUCCUCUCUACCGCUGUCCAAAACUUUGUCUCUGCCGUCUCCGCAGCCAUCUCAGUUCCGACAAAAGUUUCCAUACCUGACUUCGAGCGGAGUGGAUUUGCUGAUGUCGAUGCUCACCUAUGAUCCAGACCGCCGGAUAACAGCUGAGGAGGCGUUGCAGCAUCCGUACUUCACCGAAUCGCCGUUUCCUAAGCAUCCUGAUCUCUUCGGCUCUUUCCCCUCUGCUGCCGCUGGUGAAAAAAAACGCAAGCCGUUCAGUCCGUCGGCGCCUGCGAGAGCUGCCGACUACAAACUUCUCAUGGAUUUCGAUGUGCCCGAUGGAUUGUAAAAUUUGGAAUCUAUUCAGGUGCUCGUACUUCCUGUUCAAAACACUUGAUCAAUCCAUCUCGGUUGGCUCCGACAGCCCAGCUCAUUCCGUCGAGUUGCUUGCUGCUGUCAAAGAAGGGCUGGACACAAGUCUUUGCCAUGGCAUCAAACAGGUCUGAUAAGAUCCAAGAUAAUCUGGGGCCAGUCAGCUCAAUGGCAGGCUCCGCGUUGAUUUCCAGCAAGGACACAUUGAAUCGCG
This is a messenger RNA of Mycena citricolor, 7556 nucleotides long. NCBI's taxonomy places the organism in Eukaryota, Fungi, Basidiomycota, Agaricomycetes, Agaricales, Mycenaceae. The record is from the annotation of a GenBank genome assembly.